Messenger RNA from Bombina bombina (fire-bellied toad), 1113 nucleotides. RefSeq names its product somatostatin receptor 2 (gene SSTR2). Gene Ontology annotation, cellular component: membrane; neuron projection. The transcript has a single exon. NCBI's taxonomy places the organism in Eukaryota, Metazoa, Chordata, Amphibia, Anura, Bombinatoridae. Bases 1 to 1113 code for a protein of 370 amino acids. Gene Ontology annotation, molecular function: somatostatin receptor activity; neuropeptide binding. The record is from RefSeq and is a predicted model, not a curated record. Gene Ontology annotation, biological process: neuropeptide signaling pathway; cellular response to glucocorticoid stimulus; cellular response to estradiol stimulus.
AUGGAUUACUCCGAGCUGCCCAAUAUCACUGACUUUUGGUUUUCCUCACUACCACAGUUUGGCAAUUUCUCUACAGAGACUCCUUCCAACACUUCGGGAAAUGCCACAUCCAACUUCUAUGACAUGACAAGCAAUGCCAUACUAACUUUUAUUUACUUUGUGGUGUGUGUCGUAGGGCUUUGUGGGAACACUCUGGUAAUCUACGUCAUUCUCAGAUAUGCUAAGAUGAAGACUAUCACAAACAUCUAUAUCCUAAACUUGGCCAUUGCUGAUGAGCUUUUUAUGCUUGGCCUGCCAUUCUUGGCUAUGCAGAUUGCCUUGGUACAUUGGCCAUUUGGCAAAGUUAUUUGUCGGAUUGUUAUGACUGUUGAUGGAAUCAACCAAUUUACCAGUAUCUUCUGUUUAACUGUUAUGAGCAUAGAUAGAUACUUAGCUGUAGUCCACCCCAUCAAGUCUGCCAAAUGGCGGAGACCCAGAACGGCAAAAAUGGUCAAUGUUGCCGUGUGGACAAUUUCCCUUCUGGUGAUAAUGCCUAUUAUGACUUAUGCAGGAGUGCAAAAUCAUCAUGGUAGAGUCAGCUGCACUAUCAUCUGGCCUGGUACCUCUGGUGCAUGGUAUACAGGUUUUAUCAUUUAUGCCUUCAUUUUGGGCUUUUUAGUUCCUCUUAGCAUCAUCUGCCUCUGUUAUCUCUUUAUAAUCAUAAAAGUGAAAUCCUCAGGGAUCAGAGUUGGCUCCUCUAAGAGGAAAAGGUCAGAGAAGAAGGUCACCAGGAUGGUUUCCAUAGUGGUAGCUGUAUUCAUCUUCUGCUGGCUUCCCUUCUAUAUCUUUAAUGUGUCUUCUGUAUCUCUCUUGAUUGUGCCAACCCCAGUGCUGAAAGCUAUGUGGGACUUUGUGGUUGUCCUGAGUUAUGCCAACAGCUGUGCCAACCCCAUUCUAUAUGCCUUUCUUUCUGACAACUUCAAGAAAAGCUUUCAAAAUGUCCUUUGUCUGUCUAAAGUGAGCGGCAUGGACGAAGCAGACAGGAGUGACAGCAAACAAGACAAGUCCAGACUUAAUGAGACCACAGAGACUCAGAGGACUCUGCUCAAUGGAGAUCUCCAGACCAGCAUCUAG